Molecule: messenger RNA, 1442 nt
Organism: Stegostoma tigrinum
Lineage: Eukaryota; Metazoa; Chordata; Chondrichthyes; Orectolobiformes; Stegostomatidae
Exons: 15
Coding region: 127-1374 (415 amino acids)
Source: RefSeq, a predicted model, not a curated record
GACGAUACUUCACCUUUCUCAUUCCUCAGACUCCAACCCACUUUGAUUCUGAAAGAUUUGACUGUUGUUUCCGGUCAGUCAGCUUGCCGAAGCAGUCAGAUUUCCGUCAUACUACUCAGAAUAAAAAUGGCAUCAGGAGAUGAGCUUCCAUCCCAUCUCACUGUCGAUACCUCCAACGUUCAAAUUCUUAACUCUGAGACCUCAAAAAGACUCGUCGAAAAUUUUGUAAUCGCUCUCAUGAACAAGGAGCGUUUCUACAUCCGCACAUUCUUUUCGACAUACAAAGCAUAUACCACUGCUGAAAGUGUGUUGUACAUCCUCCUGGACAAAUAUGGAAGCUUUGGCACCUCAGAGGCAGAAGAGAUUCCAGUAAUCGAUUCAGUGAGCACAAACAGCGGAAACAAUGAUAACAUUCCGAGCUGUGAGGAGCUUGAAAAUCCAGUGCCUACAGAGACAGUUACAGAGAUCAGAAAGUCCAAAACCUUUGAUGGCCCAAACUCUGAGAAAGAUGAAGAACCAAGUUCACCAAAAGCGACUGCAGAAAUCUCAAAUUCUGGAAAUGUUGACAGUGCAAAUGGUGAGGAAAAUGGAAGUUGUGGUUCUUCAGGAUCCAGUGAAAUAAUUGCUGAAUAUGGAAGCUUUGACACCUCAGAGGCAGAAGAGAUUCCAGUAAUCGAUUCAGUGAGCACAAACAGUGGGAACAAUGCUAACAUUCCGAGCUGUGAGGAGCUUGAAAAUCCAAUUCCUCCAGAGACAGUUGCAGAGAUCAGAAAGUCCAAAACCUUUGACAGCCCAAACUCUGAUAAAGUUGGAGAACCAAGUUCACCGAAAGCGACUGCAGAAAUUUCAAAUUCUGGAAAUGUUGACAGUGCAAAUGGUGAGGAAAAUGGAAGUUGUGGUUCUUCAGGAUCCAGCGAAAUAAUUGCUAAAAGCAUAGACUUCAACAGAUCAAACUUUCUAGAAGAAUAUAAUUUCAGUCCUGCAGAAAAGGAAACACUAAUGAAAAUUGCUAUACCUGAAAUUCUCGAAAUCUGGCUGGAGGAGUCUGCCGAAGACUUUCGUCAAGUUCCAACUUACUCUUGUCUCCGGAAGGUACUUUCCUACUUGAACCAGACAGUGCCGGGGUCAGAUGCUGAACAUCGGGCCCAGAAACUCCUGAGUCGGUUUUUGGCGGAGGAAACAGCAGAGAAAGAGAUGUUCAAAGGCUACCGUAGAAGAGUUAGAUUCUAUAUUGGAGAAGAACACGACCAAACCAUCGAACAAGUUGAUGAAAAGCUCCUGUCCUACCCAUCACGCUUCAUUGCAGAGCAGCUAACUUUUAUGGAUGCUGUCCAGGGGGCUGAAGCAUUAAACAGCAGGAGUUUUAUUUUGUAGUUUACUGUCGAGGCAGCAGGGUUAGCCUAAGCUAUUCCUUGCCGAAAAUGAUCGAUGACAUCAUUGUG